Messenger RNA from Didymodactylos carnosus, 943 nucleotides. The record is from the annotation of a GenBank genome assembly. Lineage: Eukaryota; Metazoa; Rotifera; Eurotatoria; Philodinida; Philodinidae.
GAGUUGGAACCGGAAUUAAAAAAAAGAAUUUUCCGGAGUCGGAGCCGGAAUCGGAAUUAAAAAAGAAGCAAAAAACGGAGUCGGAGUUGGAAUCGGAAUAAAAAAAGUCGACUCCGCAGUUCUCUAGCACGCUCACUAAUUGAUUGGUGAAUUCAAUCGUUCAGUCUCUUUGUUGUUUUCUUUGAUCGUCUCCUUUGUCAUAAAUGGUAUUUACAUAUUGGAUGGCAAUAUUUCGGGUAUUCUCAAUUUAAUAUAUUGGAACGAUGUGCAGAAAAGAGGACGAGAAGAAAAAACUACUGCAACACAAUAUAGUAAAAGUAGGCUUCUCUAUCAGAUGAUCGUGGACUCGAUGCGUAUGUAUUUUAAGGCUAAAUUAUAGGGGCAUGUGGACUGUUUUUCCAACCUACGUCUCCGCUUGUUACCUUAAUUGUGUUUUCUAAUAUCUUAAGUCUUAUUGUUUAGCGGCUCUUUCAGAUAUAGUUCCCAACAUGCAACAACCUUUACAAAACAUCGCCAACUUGGGCAACGAGGUGAGGGCACCUACGCUACAUCUUCAGUUUUUAUUAUUCUUCUGCAUGAAAUAACUAACUAGGCUCGAAAAAAUUGUUUUUUGCAUGUACCAAUACAACAUUGAUAACCGUUGUUCUUGACCCGUUGUCAAGCAGAAAUUGUUUUUAACAUACGUUCUUUCGGUGUUUCUCAAUUCAAAAAGUCAUCUUUAUCUCUUCUUUCUUUAGAAUAUAAGCCCGGGCAAUGCUGGUGUUCCCUCCGCUCCACCCUUCGCCGAUUUCCUGUUACACCAGGAGCAACAACAACAUCAGCAGGCCAUACAAAGCCUGCAAACUCAACAUCAACAGGCCAUGCAAUUCAAGAUCGUGGUCGUGCUGGUCGUCGACGUCGUCGUGGUCGCGGCUGUGUGCGAGGUGGAGGAGUGCAACGCUAG